Sphaerodactylus townsendi is the source of this 1366-nucleotide messenger RNA. RefSeq names its product coiled-coil domain-containing protein 74B-like. The record is from RefSeq and is a predicted model, not a curated record. Lineage: Eukaryota; Metazoa; Chordata; Lepidosauria; Squamata; Sphaerodactylidae. The coding region runs from base 276 to 1181 and encodes 301 amino acids. The transcript has 9 exons.
UACACAACUACUCCGUGAGGAAGCGCAGGUCGCGGUAAUCGCCGUCGAGGGCAAGGCAGCCCACCGCAGAUAUCUUCCGCCCGUGAGAGGCCCCUUGUGGUGCGCGCCCGUCGUCACGGCAACCGGCAAGUGAGGCCUGGAGACCGCCGCGAGGCGCAGUCACGUCAGGGGGCGCCGGGGGCUGCUGCGCCAUGGCCGGGCCCGCCUAGAGCGGAGGGAAGCCGCUCGCUAUGCUCGGCGUGCGACCAACGGCUUCCGCCUGACUCGGCCUUGGGAUGUACAGCGGCGGCCUGCCCGGCCUGGGGCUCCUGCCCCGCUGGCCCCACGCCGACAGUCUGGAGCGCAGCGUCGCCUUCCUGCAGCAACAGCAUUCCGAGACUCUGGCCCAGCUGCACCAGGAGGUGGAGCGGCUGAAGCGCCAGAACAAGGAUCUUCAGUACAAGCUCAUCAUGCAUCCGCCCUUGCUCAAGCCUGGUUCUCAUCAAAGCAGCAAGCCUUCUGAAGACAGCUGUCCUGUGGAAAAAAAAGCUCUGAACCUGAAGGCAGUAGAAAGAGCCGGGUCCACAAAACGACUAGGAAAGAAGCAAGAGGAUGAAGAAAAAACGGAGCACGCCAAAGAGGCAGCAGCCAGUGUGAUGCAGGAGGACUUGGAGGCCCUCUGUUCAGAGUUUGAUAUUUCUGCACAAACCGCUCCCCUCAGUGACAAAGAAGUCUGUGACAGAAUGACAUCCCCCAUGCUUCCUCCAUCCCAAAGUCAAACAAAAACUGAGGAAGUGAAAAUCCCUGCAGCUUCUUCCAACCCUUUCUUGGUGAACGUACUUCCAUCCCAAAUGCGGAAGCCACCAACACUAGAGGAUUGUGAGGUGGUCAUUCGUCAGCUGUGGAACAUCAACCACAGGCAGAUGCAAGAGCUGACGUAUUUGAGAGCGUGUUUAGAAGACAUCCACAAGACCAAAAGAAUUCCUGACGACUAUAUGCUUGCCGGACAUAUUGGGAACCAGGAGACCACACGUUUUCCUAAAGUGAAGAAUGCUCCUAAGAAAUGGAUUCUAACGCCACUGCCUGCUGCCGAAAGAGCUGUGCUACCAGCACUGAAGCAAACAUUAGGAAAUGCUUUUGCUGAAAGACAGAAGAGAGCACAAGCUGCUCAGAGGAACAGGCUUCACCGGACUGUGCUUUAGCAGAGUUCAAUCAAUCCCCUUCUACAAAUGGUUCAGAAGCCACCCCCCCCCCCCAGCCAUGUUUGUUCCCCUGUGGUGCUGGAGAAGUUUGCACUAUUUUUCCAACAGGGUCUUAGCUUGAUGUUCUCUCUUGUGUAACUUUUUGUUUUAAAGUUCAUAAAUAACUGCCGGUUUUUGUCCACUCA